ACGUUUCCUGCUGCAACCUUCUCUUUUUAAGCUUCUUCUCGUCUGAUCACUGUGCUCCUGACCCGGUUUUAUUGACGUUUUGACCUCUCGGCUACUUACGGAAACAUGAAGUACAUCAUCAGCAUUGGCGGUGUAACCAAUGGAGGGAAAACCACCCUCAACAACAGACUGAUCAAGAACCUGCCCAACUGUUGCGUGGUACAUCAGGAUGACUUCUUCAAGCCCCAAGAUCAGAUUGAAGUUGGUGAAGAUGGCUUUAAGCAGUACGAUGUCAUCACUGCUCUGGACAUGGAGGCUAUGAUGAGUACCAUCUAUGCGUGGCUGGAGAACCCGGUGAAGUUUGAGAACCAUGUCGGGGUGGCUGUAGCUCAGGAGGUAGCACAGGUCAUCUACUGA
Messenger RNA from Neolamprologus brichardi, 396 nucleotides. The record is from RefSeq and is a predicted model, not a curated record. NCBI's taxonomy places the organism in Eukaryota, Metazoa, Chordata, Actinopteri, Cichliformes, Cichlidae.